Messenger RNA from Saccharomyces eubayanus, 765 nucleotides. It is a transcript of the gene AIM36, whose product is annotated as Aim36p. Bases 1 to 765 code for a protein of 254 amino acids. The transcript has a single exon. The record is from RefSeq and is a predicted model, not a curated record. NCBI's taxonomy places the organism in Eukaryota, Fungi, Ascomycota, Saccharomycetes, Saccharomycetales, Saccharomycetaceae.
AUGCUGAGACAUCUGAGUAAAAAUUUACUGGCAAGCAGCCGGCGUGGUCCGUAUAUUAACGCCAGCUCGAUGAAGCGAUUGCCCCUCUCAUCCGCAUCGCUUCUGAAAGCUCGAUAUUCAUCCACCAAGAGCCCGACCACGAAGACCAAUAAGCCAGCUAAAAUAGAUGCCCCUGGGUUCAAGAAAAUCUUCCUUGUUGCUAUCAUCGGUACAUUGAUUUUUGUCAAGACAGUGCAGUCCCUAGAAAAGAAUAAACCAAAAACAUCGUUAUCGGAAGAAGAAUUCGACAACGUCGUUAAUGGAUUGAAAAGACGUAUGGCUAUUUUCCCACAAGGUGACGUUGAUAUAAAGUUUUCUUUAUUCCCCACGGUUGAGGAAACUAAAAAAACGUUACGGAAAACACAAAGUAACGACACAAGUGAACCACAGUUUGUAGAUCCAGCCAGUGUCGUCGACUACUUUAGAACUUUGAAAGAUGACAGGUAUGAAGCUUUAUUGAAUGAAUAUUAUAAUGAAUAUGGGCCGGAUACGUAUGUUGACAAUCUACCGGCAGGUAUGCUAGUCAUGCUUUUAGGUAGGUAUUUGAAAGAAAACUGCAAGGCCGGUGAUAAACUGAUUGUGGUUAAUUUCCCACAUUCAAUUACCGAUGCAACAAAAUUUGAAAAUGAGAUAUCUGUAAUUACCACAAUUCUUGUUCCAAAGGAACUUGAAGACUCAAAUAUCUGUAAAUACUAUGAAACUGUGGGGAAGGCAGACGUCAUUUGA